CCGCAGUAAACCGCACGAAGAUUGGGUCUUGGCGACGGCGGCGGCAAACGCUGUGCGGAGCGGUUCGCGGCGGAGCGGUUCGCGGCGGAGCGGUUCGCGGCGGAGCGGUUCGCGGCGGAGCGGUUCGCGGCGGAGCGGUUCGCGGCGACCGGGGCCAUGGCCGUGACGCGGUGCGGAGCGGAGCUGGCGCGGGUGUAGGAUUCCGUGACUGCUGACUGGACACCGGGGCGUGUCGCUGUCCAGGGCGAACUUUGAAGCCAAGGCCUAGAAGCCACCGCCUCCUGGCAGGACUCUCACUAACUGAGUGACCCGACAGGUCCUCUGGCUUGUUCCGUGGGCUACUGGCUGCUGACCUCACCUGCUUUCCAGCGUUUCCCUUCCUCCUGCUCUGGCCAACCCCCUUGCAUCGAUAAUGUUCCUGGUGGGCCUGACAGGGGGCAUUGCCUCAGGCAAGAGCUCCGUGCUGCAGAUCUUCCAGCAGCUGGGCUGCGCAGUGGUUGACGUGGACGUCAUAGCUCGCCAUGUCAUCCAGCCAGGGUACCCUGCCCACCAGCGCAUCGUGGAGGCCUUUGGCACUGAGGUCUUGCUGGAGAAUGGCGACAUCAACCGCAAGGUCCUGGGAGACCUGAUCUUUAAGCAGCCUGACCAGCGGCAGCUGCUCAACGCCAUCACCCACCCGGAAAUCCGCAAGGAGAUGAUAAAAGAGACCUUUAAGUACUUCCUCCAGGGGCACCGCUAUGUGAUUCUUGAUAUCCCGUUGCUAUUUGAGACCAGGAAGCUGCUCAAGUACAUGAAACGCACCAUCGUGGUGUACUGCAAUCGAGAUACACAGCUGGCGCGGCUGAUGAAACGCAAUGGCCUGAGCCUCGAGGAUGCUGAGGCCCGUGUCCAGGCCCAGCUGCCCCUGAAGGACAAGGUGCGGAUGGCCAGCCAUGUGCUGGACAACUCGGGCGAGUGGAGCAACACGCGGCGCCAGGCCAUCCUCCUGCACAUACAGCUGGAACGGUCGCUUGAGUACCUGCCACUGCGGCUUGGCGUGCUGGUGGGGCUGGCCGGUAUUGCCAGCCUCCUCUACCUGCUUGCCCGCUGCCUGCUGCCUUCGCCACCCUAGCUGGGCACAGCCCUUGCACGCCUGGGUCUGGCUGGCCAGCCCUCCUCACUUCCCACCCCCCACUUUGGCGUCCCCUCCGGCUCUGUGACUCGAGGCCACACUGGUUAGACUGGGGACUUGGGCCCAAAGGCUCAGGCUUGAGUCCUUCCUGGCUUCUCCCCCAUCGAAACCAGACCCCUUGUAGACUGAGGAAACCCUUUUGGAAGACAGACAGGGAUGCUAUGGCCAGCAGAUGGGGAGGCCCUGCUGCGCCCUGGCUUCCCUCCAGGCCCCCACCCCAGGCCUCCUCCACACUGUUGGAGCCUGGAGCUCUCAGCACCCACUGGCCCUGCUGCUGCUCAUCCUGUGCCUCCCUCCAGCGCCAUGGCCUGGGACGUCUGCUGCCACCCAACCCUGCUCCGAAGGUGACUGGUUGGGGUCCCAGGGAGCCAGCCUCCCACAUUCCCUAUAAUCUAUGGGUGUCACCAGCGUGGAGCCUUGGCUCCUGGAGACAUGGGCCUCUUGGAGUAGAACUUCCCUCCUCCUUGCUGCUCCUGCACUGUCUGCUCCAGUGGUGCUAAAUAAAGUGUGAUACAGAU
Messenger RNA from Cavia porcellus (domestic guinea pig), 1689 nucleotides. RefSeq names its product dephospho-CoA kinase domain containing (gene Dcakd). NCBI's taxonomy places the organism in Eukaryota, Metazoa, Chordata, Mammalia, Rodentia, Caviidae. Gene Ontology annotation, biological process: coenzyme A biosynthetic process. The transcript is spliced from 6 exons. Gene Ontology annotation, molecular function: ATP binding; dephospho-CoA kinase activity. Bases 413 to 1111 code for a protein of 232 amino acids. The record is from RefSeq and is a predicted model, not a curated record.